AUGAUUGAAGCAGGAAAUCCAGAAGCAGCACUAUGCAAGGAUGGUGAGACAGUGGCCUUAACAGAAGAGUGUAGUGCCCUGAUCCAGAAGAAGCUUCCACCAAAAUUAAAAGAUCCAGGAAGUUUCAGCAUCCCUAUUGCCAUUGGAGAUGUGGAAGUAGGGAAGGCACUCUGUGACUUGGGGGCCAGCAUUAACUUGAUGCCAUUGACUGUAUGUAGAGCUUUGGGAAUCAACACCUUGAAGGAUACCAAUCUUAUUCUGCAUCUUGCAAACAGAUCCAUCGAGAGACCGGAAGGUGUGGUUGAAGAUGUUCUGGUUAAGGUGGAUAAGUUCAUUUUUCCAGUGGACUUUGUGAUUCUAGAUAUGGAGGAAGAAGAUACUGAAAGCCCUCUACUUCUAGGGAGGCCAUUCUUAGCAACUGCUAGAUCCCUGAUUGAUGUUGAACAAGGGAAGCUAAUGCUAAGGGUGAAUGAAGAGACAGUUACAAUUGAUGUGUUUGAAGCCAUUAAACAUCCUGUUGAUGUGGAGGAUUGUGUCAGGAUAGAUAUCAUACAGGAGGUUGUGGAGGAAGUUAAAGGAGAAGAGGACCUGUUGUUAGAGGAAGAUAAAAGUAAGGAUGAAAUGAGUGGGGAAUUUUAUCAGGAGGAACCAGUAGUUGAAGAGCUUGAAAAGAAGGUGGAUGACAUUCCUAAGGGAGCACCUAAGGUGGAACUGAAAGAACUACCUUCUAAUCUGAAGUAUGUGUUCCUUGGGGAUGAUCAAACAUACCCAGCCGUUAUAAAUGCAUUCUUGUCUGAAGGGGAGGAAGUGAAAUUGGUUAAGGUACUCAAGAAGAACAAGACAGCCAUGGGCUGGUCAUUUUCAGAUCUUAAGGGUAUCAACCCUUCCUUCUGCACUCACAAGAUAUUGAUGGAGGAAGAAGUCAAACCAGUAAGGCAACCACAAAGAAGACUUAAUCCCACUCUGAAGGAGGUAGUAAGGAAAGAGGUGGUGAAGUUGCUUGAUGCUGGGAUGAUUUAUCCUUUUUCAGAUAGUGCAUGGGUGAGUCCAGUUAAGACAGUGCCCAAGAAAGGAGGGAUGACUGUGGUUAGGAAUGAGAACAAUGAAUUGAUCCCUACAAGAACAGUCACUGGCUGGAGGAUGUGUGUUGACUACAGGAGACUCAAUAAAGCAACCAGGAAGGACCAUUUCCCUAUUCCAUUCCUGGACCAGAUGCUGGAAAGAUUGGCGGGACAUGCUUUCUACUGUUUUCUGGAUGGAUACUCGGGCUACAACCAGAUAGUUGUGGCUCCGGAAGAUCAGGAGAAGACUGCAUUCACUUGCCCCUAUGGAAUCUUUGCAUACUGGAAGAAGCCUUUUGGCCUAUGCAAUGCACCAACAACUUUUCAAAGGUGCAUGCUUGCCAUAUUCUCUGACAUGGUAGAAAGGUGUAUUGAGAUUUUCAUGGAUAAAUUUUCUGUGUUUGGUCCUACUUUUGAUGCAUAUUUAGAAAACUUGGACAAUGUUUUGAAAAGAUGCCAAGAUUGCAAUCUUGUGCUAAAUUGGGAGAAAUGUCACUUCAUGGUGACAGAGGGUAUUGUUUUGGGGCACAAAGUGUCCAACAGAGGGAUUGAAGUAGAUAAGGCCAAGAUCUCUGUUAUUGAGAAACUACCCCAUCCCAUAAAUGUUAAAGGCGUGAGGAGUUUUCUAGGACAUACUGGGAUUUACCGUCGUUUUAUUAAAGAUUUUCGAAAAUUGCAAAACCAUUGUGCAAGCUGGUCCAAAGUUAUUGUUUACACUGACCAUGCAGCUUUGAAGUAUUUGUUAACAAAGCAGGAUGCUAAGCCCAGGUUACUCCGAUGGAUGUUACUUCUGCAAGAGUUUGAAGUAGAGAUCAAAGACAAAAAGGGAGUGGAGAACUUGGUGGCUGAUCACUUAUCCAGGAUCACAGAGACACAUUUACAAGAGGGUCCAGAGGUGGUGAUCAAGGAAGAGUUCCCUGAUGAGCAAAUACUGGCCAUAAGCAUUAUUUCCCAAUUGGUGCAUGAUCAAGUCUUGUCUGUUGACACCCCACCAUGGUUUGCUGAUUUUGCUAACUACAGAGCUGUUGGAGCCAUGCCAAAGGAUUUCACUUACCAGCAGCGGAAGAAAUUUCUGCAUGAUGUGAGGAGAUACAUCUGGGAUGAACCAUACCUCUUCUAUAGAUGUUCAGAUGGA
Molecule: messenger RNA, 2196 nt
Organism: Gastrolobium bilobum
Lineage: Eukaryota; Viridiplantae; Streptophyta; Magnoliopsida; Fabales; Fabaceae
Exons: 3
Source: RefSeq, a predicted model, not a curated record